AUGGCCUCUUUCCGCCACGGGCAAAAGCAAAGUGAACACCAUGACAACGGCAAUCAUCCUGAGGGUGAAAAUAAUCGUUUAUUACCACUAGGGCUUGCACUGGUGGAGCUGUCUCUUGGAAAGCCAGUACGCACCUUGCUGAAUCCAGGGGAUGAUGAGGGCGAGGAUAUACUUGUAACCAAGGUCAGAACAGUGUCUCGUCUUGUCAGGAUGGUUUACAUGGAGAGCGGCACCAAUUACGCCGAAGCACUCAAUAACUGCUUGUCCUGGUCCGGCCCAUGCCUCGAGAAAAAUUUCGAGGAAAAGGUGUUCAAAAAUAUGGUUUCUCCGUUGCUGAAAGACUUGGUCAAUUUUGAGGGCUUGGCAUGA
Molecule: messenger RNA, 369 nt
Organism: Penicillium subrubescens
Lineage: Eukaryota; Fungi; Ascomycota; Eurotiomycetes; Eurotiales; Aspergillaceae
Exons: 1
Coding region: 1-369 (122 amino acids)
Source: RefSeq, a predicted model, not a curated record